CCCCCAAAGUUCCCAAGCGACAAGCUGCGAAGCGAGCCCUAGAAAAGCUGCUUCCUUUCUCUAUUAAUGGGCGAUCAAUUCCCUUUAUUUUAGGGUUCAAGAAAUCAAACUGAAUCGCGGAUGUUCUAGUUAGAUUCAAAUUUUCUAUUGUCUCCAUACAUAUCGGUGGCUUUUCCCUUCAGUGUCAAUAAUUCCGCCUGCUUGGGUGGAGGCACCUGAGUCGUUAGUGAAAUACCAGAAUGCCAAAGGAGAGAAGAGAUCGUUCCGUCUCACGUGAUAGGUGCCGAUUUUCUCCAUUUCCAUGCAGCUCUAGUAAUAGAAGGCGAUCACCCAAGAUUUCUUCUGAUUCUGAGGAAAAUGUGAAAGAAUGGGAAGAAGCCAGGUGCCCUGUUUGCAUGGAGCAUCCUCACAAUGCAGUUCUUCUCAUUUGUUCAUCUCACGAUAAGGGAUGCCGCCCGUACAUGUGUGACACAAGCUACCGCCAUUCAAAUUGUCUAGACCAGUUUCGCAAGUCCUUUGCUGCAGAUACUUCAUCAACAGUGCCACAACAAGAAGAAAAUCAAGUUCUAACAGAAGAAACAGUACCACAAGAAGAAGAAACUCAACUUUCAACCACAGACACAGUGCCGGAACAAGAAGAAACUCAGCUUCUGAACACUAACUUGUCUCCUGAUCAGACCUCAGAAUCAACAGUUACUGUGGUGCAAGAAGAAAUAACUGUGGAGGGGUCUCUCACUUGUGAGCAUCAGAUCCCGCCAAAGCUUGUGUGUCCCCUCUGCCGUGGGCAGGUAAAAGAAUGGACUGUUGUAGAUUCUGCUCGUCGUUUCAUGAAUGCAAAAUCAAGAAGUUGCUCCUGUGAAACAUGUAGUUUUACUGGAACUUAUACAGAUCUCAGAAAGCAUGCAAGGCUGGAGCACCCUCAAGUGCGUCCAUCAGAUGCGGACCCUGAGAGACAGCGUAAUUGGAGGAGGUUGGAGCGUCAAAGAGACCUUGGUGACCUACUCAGCACACUUCAAUCAUCAAUGGGAGAUGAUAGGAGUGGUGAUGAAAGCAUCUUACCUAUUGAUGAUGGUGGUUGGCUGACUGUAUUCUUCUUGAUCAGAGUUUUCAGACCAGGAUCUUCUUCAAGGAGCAGUAGCUGGUCUGGCAGCUCGAGAACCAGAGCACAGUUAAGUAUCAGAAGAAGAUCGACCAGACUUUGGGGUGAUAACUAUGAAGAGGAUACUGGAUCUUCUUCAAGAGAAGAAGAUAAUGAAUCUUCUGAUGAUGGAUCAGGUCCUUGGACUCGCCGUGACCGCGUCAGGCGAAGAACAACGCCAGACAACCUGCCAUGACGGGGGAAGUAUUGUAGCAUCUGGUUGUGUUGCUAUCAUCUUCAGCUUUCAAUAGCGGAAUGUGGGAGAAUUUAAAAAGGUUUGGAAUAUGUUCUACUGAGUGUGGAACAAUUCUGCGUGGAGUAUGGAAUGUGUAUCAAGAGAGUGGGAAAAGAAUUGUAAUUUAUUGAAACUUUCGAUCAAUCUAUGAUAUUUUCUUUGGCAGCUUUUCUUUCACUUCCGCUGCAAUUACCGAACUUCCUGUUUUAAGGUGUAAACCAUUUAAUAAAACGUGUGAUAUUCCCGGGCAAGGGCGGUGUAGUGGUUGCUAUUCAUGUUUUUUCAGUACAUCAUGUGGUGCUUCGAGUUCGACCUUUAAUAGACCGUUUCCAGAGCUUUAUGAUGGUUAUGUUUCUAGCCUUACGACCCAGCUGAAAUUGGCUCCAGCAAUUUUGUCACCUCUGUUGGCCCUCAGUAAGGAAGUUGAGAACCUCAAAAGAGUAAGAAGUUGAAAAGCAAAGAAGACUUGCUUAACCUGUGGCAGCUUACAAUAUGCAGACCUGCGUUAUACUUUCGUCCCAUAAAUUCUAAGCAACAUUAAAUAUUUGUCUGGGUAGUAUUUUUUAAUCUAUUAUGAAGUUUGUGGUA
Humulus lupulus (European hop) is the source of this 1961-nucleotide messenger RNA. RefSeq lists its product as uncharacterized. The record is from RefSeq and is a predicted model, not a curated record. Bases 240 to 1334 code for a protein of 364 amino acids. NCBI's taxonomy places the organism in Eukaryota, Viridiplantae, Streptophyta, Magnoliopsida, Rosales, Cannabaceae. The transcript has 3 exons.